CGCGCACGCGCGCUGGGGUCCGGCCCGGGCAGGCGCGCGGCCCGAGGACUGCGGGUGAUUAGCCUGCAGAUCCCCAUGGUCUGACCUGCUGCCCCUUCAUUGACAUGGCCCACCGGGGUGGGGAGAGGGACUUCCAGACUUCGGCUCGACGCAUGGGCACCUCCCUGCUCUUCCAGCUGUCAGUGCACGAACGGGAGCUGGACCUGGUUUUCCUGGAUCAUAGCUAUGCCAAGCCAUGGAGUGCCCACCCAGAUGCCAGUAGCGCCCGCCCCACCCGCAUGCUCUUUGUUACUCCCCGGCGGCAGCAGGAGAAUACCAUUGAAUCAGAUGUCCCAAUAGACGUGGAGACAGUCACAUCGACUCCUGUGCCACUCUAUGACAAUCAGAAGGCUCGCAGUGUGAUGAAUGAGUGUGAGCGGCAUGUCAUCUUUGCCAGGACGGAUGCUGAUGCCCCACCCCCACCUGAGGACUGGGAAGAGCACGUCAGCAGGACUGGCUGGACAAUGGCCCAGAACAAGCUAUUCAACAAGAUCCUCAAAGCCCUGCAGUCUGACCGGCUUGCCCGCUUGGCCAAUGAAGGGGCUUGUAACGAGCCAGUGCUGCGCCGUGUUGCUGUGGACAAGUGUGCGAGGAGGGUACGGCAGGCAUUGGCGAGUGUGAGCUGGGACACCAAGCUGACCCAGUGGCUGCACACUACCCUCGUGGAGACCCUGAGUCUGCCCAUGCUGGCUGCCUACCUGGAUGCUCUGCAGACACUGAAAGGGAAGAUCCCGACCUUGAUUGACCGCAUGCUCGUGUCGUCUAACACAAAGACUGGGGCUGCUGGAGCGGAGGCCUUGUCUCUUCUGCUGAAGAGGCCGUGGGACCCUGCUGUCGGUGUCCUUUCUCAUAAUAAGCCAAGCAAGCUCCCAGGCUCACCUCUGAUUCUCAUCGCCUCUUCGGGCCCCUCCAGCUCCAUGUUUCCCACCUCACGCCGCCACCGCUUUUGGCAGUCUCAGCUCUCCUGCUUAGGCAAGGUCAUCCCUGUGGCCACCCACCUGCUGAACAGUGGCAGCGGGGUGGGUGUUCUGCAGUGUCUGGAGCACAUGAUUGGGGCAGUGAGGAGCAAAGUGCUGGAGAUUCACAGCCAUUUUCCACAUAAACCUGUUAUUUUGAUUGGCUGGAACACCGGAGCUUUGGUGGCCUGUCAUGUGUCAGUGAUGGAAUAUGUCACGGCUGUUGUCUGUCUUGGGUUUCCUCUCCUUACUGUGGAUGGCCCUCGAGGGGAUGUGGAUGAUCCCCUCUUGGACAUGAAGACUCCAGUCCUAUUUGUCAUUGGUCAGAACUCUCUGCAGUGUCACCCUGAAGCCAUGGAGGACUUCAGGGAAAAGAUACGGGCGGAGAACAGCUUGGUGGUGGUGGGAGGAGCUGACGAUAACCUCAGAAUAAGCAAAGCAAAAAAGAAAUCGGAAGGUUUAACUCAGAGCAUGGUGGACAGAUGUAUUCAGGACGAAAUCGUGGACUUCCUGACUGGGGUUCUUACUCGCACUGAGGGCCAUGUGGGCUCAGAGCCUCGGGACCAGGAUGCCGAGAAGAAGAAGAAGCCCCGCGAAAUGUCCCGCAGAGACCUGGCCUUCGAGGGCCCUGAGCGGGGCAGUCGGCCUGCUUCCCCGGCUGCCAAGCUGCCUGCCUCGCCCUCAGGCUCAGAGGAUCUCUCCAGCGUGUCCAGCAGCCCCACCUCCAGUCCCAAGACUAAAGUGACCGCAGUGACCUCCGCCCAGAAGUCCAGUCAGAUUGGGAGCUCUCAGCUGCUGAAGAGGCACAUGCAGCGGACAGAAGCUGUGCUGACCCACAAACAAGCCCAAGCACAGUUUGCUGCUUUUCUGAAACAAAACAUGCUGGUGAGGAAAGCUCUUCCUCCCGGCACCUCCUGUCUCGUCGUUCCCAUUUCCUCAGAGCCGGCAGAGGAGACAGAGAAGGAGGAGCUCAGGGUCCAGCUGAAGCGGCACCACCCCUCUAGCCCCCUUCCUGGCAGCAAGGCCUCCAAGCGGCCCAAGAUCAAAGUGUCUCUCAUCUCACAAGGGGAUGUGGCUGGAGGGGCUCCAGAAGCUGCAGGAGGAAAGCCCAUUACUGUGACGCUGGGACAGGCGUCCGCAGGGACCAAGGAGCUCACUGGGCUGCUCACUACCGCCAAGUCAAAUGUUUCUGAAGGCGGAGCCACGGCCAGCCCCGGGGUCUCCAGUGGCACCUCACCCAAUGCCCUGCAUGCGCUCCAGAGCCGCCUGGUGGCCACAUCUCCUGGAAGCUCCCUCCCAGGGGCCACUUCAGCCAGCAGCCUCCUGCAAGGCCUCAGCUUCAGCCUGCAGGAUAUUGGCAGCAAGAGCUCCAGUCUCCCGACAAACCCCUCUUCGGGCCUGGCUGCACAGGCCACCAGUGUGAAGCUGUCCACCCCCAUGCAGAGCCUGGGUGCCAUCACCACAGGCACCAGCACCCUUGUCCGCACCAUUCCAGUGGCCACCACUCUGUCCUCCCUGGGCACUGCCCCUGGUGGGAAGCCCACGGCCAUCCACCAGCUUCUGACCAACGGGGGCCUUGCUAAGUUGGCAAGCAGCCUUCCUGGCCUGGCUCAGAUCUCUAACCAAACUUCAGGCCUGAAGGUCCCUACCACCAUAACUCUGACGCUCCGUGGCCAGCCAAGCAGAAUCACCACGCUGAGCCCCAUGGGUUCAGGGCCGGCCGGGCCUGAGGAGCCUGCGUCCCAGGCGCUGGCCUCCAGCUCGCAGCGCCUGCCUCCUGCGCCCUGAAGAUGCUGUCAUGUGUCCUCCUUACCAGGUUGAUGGUAGUGGCCUCACAGUGGCUCUGGGCACAUGUGCACCUGCUGAGCUGUCCAAGCAUCUGGAGACCUCUCAUGGCAGUCACUUUGCCUCUCUGUCAGCUGUUUUCAGGGUCAGACCUCUGGGUCUUAAGCAACCAUGUGGCCGGGUGACACGGUACCUGCAAGGGAAGCGGCGCCCUCCAGUAUUGACUCUGGGUCCCAUAUGCCCGGCCUCGGCACAGGUGAGGCCCUCAUGGACCAGAGGCACUUCUUCCUCAUGCUGGUGUGCUUGACCUGCUCACUGCGUCUAACAAAGGAGCCUCCUUUCUGCAAUCAUCCUUGUACCUGGCUGGAGAAGAGGCCACACCGUCGGGGCUGCAGAGGAUCGGGAUCAGCCUGGCCGGUUGGCAAGGUCAGAAGGCUAUUGUGAACACCUCUCUUGCUUCACCAAGAAGCCAAGGAAACAUCUUUAGAAACCACACCAUAUAAAGAGAAGCCUGCUAGGAACUCCCAGAUGGAGGUGAAAACUGGUUGUGUCAUCUUUCCACCCCUUGGGCACACUAGGAUGUGGGGAACAUUGCUCCCUGCACAUGAGUGCUGGCCCCUUCCUGUUUUCAUCAUGCUGUGGGCAAUUCCCACGCCCAGAGAACCUGUGGGUCCAGAGGGGCAGAAGAGGAGAAAUGAAGCAGUCCUUGGCACAGACUGUUUGACCUUGGGGCUGCGUGUCUGGCACCCGAGGACUUGGUGCUUAGCUAGAAGUGAGGAGCAGAACUUGCCAAGCUGGGGGAAGCCCAACCCCCAUCUGUGGUGAAAGGGUAGAGCAGGGCCAACAGCAGGGGUGAUACACUGGUCCAGCUUGGGCCUCAGGCAGUGAAGAACAUGCUUCGGUGUUUCUGUUACACAGCUUCCUUCCCUAGAAGCGUGGAGGUUUAUGGUGGUUAUUCUGGGUGGCAUUCCUGGUGCCAGCCUGAGCCCUGAGGGCUGUGGUCCUAACGAAAGGGGCUGGAGUGCUGGGACCCUCCUGACCUUGUCACAGGGCUUGUGUGCAAUGUACUAUGGGAUUUGGACCUGCACCUGGGCUCAGUGCAGGCUUCCUUCCCUCCCAUACUUAGGCUGUUCCAGUCCAGGUGAUAAAUAGGGCUCAGGGAAGGGGCCUUGAGUGCGAUGGUUCAGUCCAGGUCCUGACCCAUCCAGGCCAGGCCAGGCCAGCGUGUCUUCAAGCCUCACCUGCGUGCUGGGUGAUGGCCAGAAGGGAGCAACACAGCUUGUAGUCGCAGACGGGCAGGUUGAGGGCAUAGGUGGUGAGUGGAACAGCUUCCUAGACCCCAGGCCCUCUCCCUUGCCUCCUGCUUAGAUUCACAUAGAAUUAGGCUAUUAUUUUUGCAUUAGCUGUUAAGUUAUUGCCUUCUGAAAUUCAGAAGGCAUCUAAUAAAUUUAAGGAAGAUAUGAAAUGUGGAAAGCACCCAGGGGUCAGUGUUGACAGUUUACAGGUCAGAUCAGAAGAUAACAAGAGAACAGAGAGGAGUAAGAUUUGGGCUCUGUGGAGAGGGCCCUGAGCGCCCCUCGUGACUGCAGCACAGCCCAGGCAGCACUGACGCCGCCCCUCACAGAUGGGGCCAGAGCGCCGCCCCACGUGUUGCUCUGUCUUUGUGCUCCAUCCCCCAUUCCCUGAGGGUGACUGCCAAGGCGCUCACCGCACACCUUGAUGGUCUGCACACUGCAGAGAGGGCUCUGAGAACGCUGCCUACCACAUGGAGGCCGCCAGUGACGGAAGUCUAGCAUCGGCCUCCCCUGGGCCCUCUCAAGCCACGCAUCCUACGGUGUCUCCAUUGUCUCGCAGCAGGUUCGGAGGCCACGGCCUCAGGAGGUGAUGCUCUUGGUGGGAAAUGUAGAAGGGUCACAAAGGCUUUAAAUUGUUGGACAGCAGGUGUGUGUUGCUGCCCUGUAGGUGUCAUUGGCUUUGGAAGAGAUUACCGAGGAACAAAGACCUGCCUGCAAGUGGUCCCACCACCAGAACAGUCCUGGCUGGAGCUCAGCCUCUGUGUCUACUUAGCAAAAAUAAUUAAAAACACCAAAACAGA
Messenger RNA from Octodon degus (degu), 4875 nucleotides. RefSeq names its product KAT8 regulatory NSL complex subunit 3 (gene Kansl3). Gene Ontology annotation, biological process: positive regulation of transcription by RNA polymerase II. The record is from RefSeq and is a predicted model, not a curated record. Bases 105 to 2783 code for a protein of 892 amino acids. Lineage: Eukaryota; Metazoa; Chordata; Mammalia; Rodentia; Octodontidae. The transcript has 22 exons. Gene Ontology annotation, cellular component: NSL complex.